Molecule: messenger RNA, 453 nt
Organism: Microthlaspi erraticum
Lineage: Eukaryota; Viridiplantae; Streptophyta; Magnoliopsida; Brassicales; Brassicaceae
Source: the annotation of a GenBank genome assembly
AUGAAUAUUCCGCGGUCGGCCAAAAUCAAAUUCGUCCGUCUGAAGUCUCGGCCAAAGUUCAAAUCAUCACGACCCGGGAAACAAUGUCCCGCGGUCGGCCACGCCACGCCCACUCAAGACGAUGCCGCGCACGACCAUGCCGCGCGAGCCGGGAAGCAACGCCUCGCGGCCGCGCAACCUUACUCGUGUACCAUGGCCGAUGGCGCCGUCCGAGCCGGGAAAGCCACGCCCGCGUCCGGCCGAGAAACAUCGGCCAACCCUUCAUCGUCCGACCAAGCGGCCGACCACGAAUCCGUCCGGCCACGACCGUUCCGACUCGGCCAUGACCCGAUUGUCCGGCCGAUCGUCCCGACCGACCGUCCCAACGCCGCGGUCGACCCAAAGCCCGUUUUGAAGCCCGUUUCACGUAUUUUCAAGGCCCGGCUUAACCCUAAGCCGCCUCUGAAGACCUAG